AUGCCAGCGACCAUGGAGACCGAUUUUCAGACACAGGAGCGGACUCGCCUGAGAGCCAAAUACAUUCAGGCGGUGUCAGACCUUACCAAGACACUGAAAUCCCAGCCCCAGGCUGCCUAUCGAAGCGAUGAGCUUGAUGUCCUCAGAGUUUCCCUAGGAUCUUUUGACCCCAACGACCAAAAAUUUCUCGACUCCUCAGCCUGUCUUUUUAAGCCUCUGUCAUCUCGGGAGUCUGAAAAGUACACUCUAGUCGAGUCCGACUUCGACGAAAUCGGGCUCAGGAGCUACAAAAGAUUUGACGAGGCUUACGACAGCGUUACGAAGGAGAAGGGUGUAACAAAUCCAAGUCCUGGUUACAUUAUGAGCAAGAGAGCAAACCUAAUCUCGUCUCAUUUGGAUUUCCUCUACUAUCACUCCAGGAAGAAGAUUCGCAAGAACCUCGUUUCCUUUUAUGAAGUUUCUGGAUGGGUCCACAUCAAGUACGGUAACUCAUUUCUCGAUGGUGCACGAGGACUGUUAAGUGGUGAUCUAAUUGGGCUCCCCUAUCGCCUUCCCGACUGGCGUACCGUGCAUAUGCGCGAGUGGUGGAAAGACGAGGACGCCUCAGCGCCAGCCUACCCACACAUGAUGCUUAUCAUUUGCAGUGGGGCAGAGGCGAAGGAAAACGAGCUGCUCAUUGGCGAGCUCGGGCCUAUCGCGCAGGCGAUCGAAAAUCGACUUGAACAGGCGGAGUUUGAGGAGACAUCACUCUUCCCGAUAAUGGCCAUCUCGUUGUUUGGCCCGCGCCAUGGACGUCUCUUGCAAGCCAAAUUCAACAAGUCAGGUGUCUUGAAAAUUCGUGCCUCGCCUAUCUACAGUUUUCGAUACAAGGCAGAGGCUCCCUUCGAUCUUUUCCUUCGCUACCUGGCCUGCGAACCUCGACAUGGCGCCGAAUACGAAUUCUACAGCGACGAGGAGGAUGCACCCAUGGCCCCUGAGUAUGUCUCCCCGCCACCAGGAGCCGACAAGGAAAAUGUCUCUCCGAAGCAAGGAGAUACCCCGUCUGCCGAAGAGCAGUGA
This is a messenger RNA of Penicillium alfredii, 1059 nucleotides long. RefSeq lists its product as uncharacterized. The transcript is spliced from 3 exons. Bases 1 to 1059 code for a protein of 352 amino acids. The record is from RefSeq and is a predicted model, not a curated record. NCBI's taxonomy places the organism in Eukaryota, Fungi, Ascomycota, Eurotiomycetes, Eurotiales, Aspergillaceae.